AUGAACUAUCGUACGCCGUUCCUCACAAUGUUCUUCACCAUCAGUAUUUCAUCUCCAUUUUCAGUUCCCUUCUCGUUGCUCAUAAAUUCUACAGCUCAAUCGAGUGCAAUAACCUCAACAAUGGGUCCAGGAAUACUACAACAAAACCAGUUACCUUCAUCAGCUGCUCGUACAUCGUUCUCUUUAGUGAACGAUAAGAAUGAAUUGGAACGUGAGAACACCGCGAAAAGAAUAUGGCAAAAUGCAGAUGCUGUAUGUUUUGAUGUCGACUCAACUAUAUGUCAGGAUGAACUAAUCGAUGAAUUGGCCGCGUUUUUGGGUGUUGGUGAAGAGAUAGCGAAAUGUACACAAAUCGCAAUGAAUGGCUCGAUGACAUUUCGAGAGUCGCUAACGAAGCGGUUGAAUAUAAUGCGACCAACGUUGAAGCAAGUUGAGGCGUUCGCUCGCAAGCAUCCACCUCGAGUCACUCCUGGAAUUGUUGAACUUGUUGCCGAAUUGCGAAGACGUCAAGUUGACGUUUACAUCGUAUCAGGUGGAUUUCGUCCUCUGAUAAUGCCAAUCGCACGUCUGCUAAGAAUUCCGAGAGAGAACGUGUUCGGAAAUGAAAUUCUUUUCGAUAGGAACGGUGCUUAUGCUGGUUUUGAUACAAACGAACUAACGAGCGAUUCAGGUUCAAAGACAGUCGGUAAAGCCGGUGUUUGUGGUCUCCUAAAACGCAGGAUGGGCUACGAGAACCUAGUGAUGAUUGGCGAUGGCGCUACUGAUAUGGAAGCUUCGCCACCAGCGGAUACGUUCAUUGGAUUCGCCGGUAAUCAGGUUCGUGAUAGUGUUAGGAAGGGUGCUCCAUGGUUAGUAUACGACUUCGAUACUCUUCGAAGACAGUUACUUUAG
Molecule: messenger RNA, 891 nt
Organism: Anisakis simplex (herring worm)
Lineage: Eukaryota; Metazoa; Nematoda; Chromadorea; Rhabditida; Anisakidae
Source: the annotation of a GenBank genome assembly